Messenger RNA from Polypterus senegalus (gray bichir), 4636 nucleotides. It is a transcript of the gene jade1, whose product is annotated as jade family PHD finger 1. Gene Ontology annotation, biological process: regulation of transcription by RNA polymerase II. The record is from RefSeq and is a predicted model, not a curated record. The coding region runs from base 1059 to 3629 and encodes 856 amino acids. Gene Ontology annotation, cellular component: histone acetyltransferase complex. The transcript has 12 exons. NCBI's taxonomy places the organism in Eukaryota, Metazoa, Chordata, Cladistia, Polypteriformes, Polypteridae.
GUCCGCUAAUGUUUGUAGGGUGUACUUUUUCCUUUUUUUCUUUCCUUUUGAUGCCAGGCAGGCCAUUUAAUUCAGUAAUGAACCGAAGAAAGCGGCUUUAAACGGAGCAGUUCAAGGGGGCGGGGCAUAGUGUUGUCAACUCUCUUAAAAAAAAAAAAAAAAGGGUAGUGCAAGGAAUGUCUUGCCGUUUGGUCCCGUCCAGCGUCUCCUCGCAAAGUGAAAGCUUUAAAUGAUCCUGCUAUCGCUUUAAAUGAUCAUUGUGCUGUAGUUCUGAUAAGAGGCUGUGCACCAAGAACAGGAAUUAGCACUAAACCACACACCGAAAACAUGGGCACUACGGCAACCUUCGAGGUCCUAUGUGCAUAGUUCUCAACUUGAUGAAUCGCAGUUAACAUAAUCGUUCCACGGGAACUUGAAUAUUUUGUGUCUUUUUAUAUUUUCCCAAUUAUUUAGGGUUGUAAAACGGCGUGAAACGUGCGAAUUACGAUUACGAUGCCAGGGGCGCACAUUACACCUGUCAUCUAAGAUGCGCCUGUUAAUUUCUGCAGGAUUUUUUUGUCUGUUAAGUAAUAUGGAAAAAGGUCUUUUCGUCUACAUUUUUAAAUGCAUGUGGCAGUCGGCAUGUAUGUUAACACAUAUUUAAACACAGGGCGUUAAGAUAUAUAAGCAUAUCUUUAUGCUUCAUUAUCAAAAGAAAACUUUCAUCUGUCCUGUGAGUAAAGAUUUUCCACGCGCCGAAUUAAAAUUGACCUGGCCUAAUUUUACUUUUUUCUUUUUUCUGCCGAAUAUAAAACACUUAAGAUGUCCCAUUUCUUCCCUCAUUGUGCAUUUCUAUAAGUAAAACGCUGAAGACAACUAUACAUGGUUUCUUCACGGGAAGCUAGCCAAUACUGGGACAGCUGGUGUUCGAGGGCAAGCCUAGGUUCAGUGAAUGACCUAAUGGAAUGCAAGAUCUGUUCAUUAAUACACCAUCUCGGGAUGCUGUACAAAACGCAUGAGAAGUCAAUCCAAAAGAACAAGAUAAAGUACUACACAGGUAACCUUGCACUUCAUAAACAAUGAAGCGCACUCGACUUCCGAGCAGUAGUGAUGACUCUGACAAUGGCAGCCAUUCUACCUCCUGCUCCCAGAAUUCCAGAUUGCAUCAAAGGAGGAAUUCAUGGUCCAGACAUGAAGAUAAAAAACCUUCAGAGGUUUUCAGAACUGAUCUAAUCACAGCCAUGAAGCUUCAUGAUUCCCACCAGCUAAACCCAGAGGAUUACUAUAUACUAGCAGACUCUUGGAGACAGGAAUGGGAAAAAGGUGUCCAAGUUCCAGUCAGCCCUGAAUCAGUCCCUAUGCCUGGGGUCCGAACUCUAGCCGAAAAGGAGAAAGCAGUCAUGUUUACCAGGCCAAGAAAAUACAUACGCUCACCAGGUUCUGAGCCUCCUGAAUUAGGUUAUGUUGAUAUCCGGACUUUAGCAGACAGCAUGUGCCGCUAUGAUCUCAAUGAAAUGGAUGCUGCAUGGCUAGAGUUGAUCAAUGAAGAGUUUGAAGAUAUGGGUAUGCCAAAAAUAGAUGAACUUACCAUGGAGAGAGUGAUGGAAGAAUUUGAGAGGUGUUGUUAUGACAACAUGAAUCAUGCUAUUGAGACUCAAGAAGGGCUUGGUAUUGAAUAUGAUGAAGAUGUCGUUUGUGAUGUUUGCCAGUCUCCAGAUGGGGAAGAUGGAAAUGAAAUGGUUUUCUGUGAUAAAUGUAACAUUUGUGUUCAUCAGGCUUGCUAUGGUAUACUGAAAGUGCCUGAAGGCAGCUGGCUUUGCCGGACCUGUGCCCUUGGUGUUUUACCAAAAUGUUUACUCUGUCCUAAAAAAGGUGGUGCCAUGAAGCCAACUCCCAGUGGUACAAAAUGGGUUCAUGUAAGCUGUGCUUUGUGGAUACCAGAGGUGAGCAUUGGCAGUCCAGAAAAAAUGGAGCCUAUCACAAAGGUGUCCCAUAUACCCAGCAGCAGGUGGGCUUUAAUAUGCAGACUUUGUAAAGAAAAGACUGGAGCUUGUAUUCAGUGCUCUGCUAAAAACUGUAGAAUUGCAUUCCACGUCACUUGUGCAUUCCAGCAUGGCCUGAACAUGAAGACUAUCCUGGCUGAAAAUGAUGAAGUGAAAUUUAAAUCUUUCUGCCAGAAACACAGCAGUAACAAAAAGCAUACGGUGGAUCCAGAGACUGGGCAAAACAGGGAUGAAGAAGAGGAGGAGGAAGAGGAGGAGGAGGAGGAGGAAGUGGAUGAAACAGAUGGAAAUGAAGCCCCAGUGCCAGUCCAGAGCCAAGAGGAUGCGCAAAUGUUGAGCCUGAGGAAACAAAAACUGCAGCAGCUUGAGGAUGACUUCUUUAGUUUUGUAAACAUUUUUGAAGUUGCACGUGAUCUUCACAUUUCUCCAGAGCUUGUAGAUUUCAUUUAUAAUUACUGGAAGCUAAAGAGAAAGACAAAUUUCAACAAGCCACUGAUCACUCCCAAAAAAGAUGAAGAGGACAAUCUUGCUAAGCAGGAACAAGAUGUACUCUUCAGGAGGUUACAGCUCUUUACUCACUUACGGCAAGACUUGGAAAGGGUGCGAAACCUUACAUACAUGGUUACAAGAAGGGAGAAAAUGAAGAGAUCCAUCUGUAAGGUACAAGAGCAGAUAUUCCAUCAUCAUAUCAAGCUUCUGGAAGAGGAGAUAGUUUCAGGAAAAGUAUUGGUUGGUGUGGAAGAUCCAUUGUUCUCUGGUUGCAGGGCGCUACCAUUGGAAGCCUUCAAACACUGUUCUGACCGGCCUUCUAGAAACCCAUCAGAGAAGCCCUGCUCAAGAAAAGGAACUCAAAAGAAUGACAGAAUAAAGGGUUCUGGUGACAAUAGGAAAAAAGUGGUGCUGAAAGAGCAAAGCAUAAUUUCCUCCAAUAGUGGUGGUAGACAUGAUAGCAGCAAGAAGGAGCUAGAAACAACUCAGGGCAAUUUACAAAAGGAGGACAGGGCCAGGGUGGCAGUAAAACCUUUGCAACUUAGAGAGAAAAAGAGUGACCCAUUAAUAGUUGAGCACAAAAAAAAGGAUGUUUUAAUCCAGGGUGAAGACCUGAAGCAUGAGCAUCAAGACAGAUCUUUGUGUAAGCCCAACCAUAAGUCAGCCAGGUACAUGGAAGAGGCUACCCUUAAACAGUCUGAAAAUAAAAGAGCACAACUGCCUGCAAGUGGAAAAGUACUGUCACGUAGAAUUUCAGGAGAAACUGUGCCUAAAUGUAAUGGAACUCUGAAAAAAGUGAACUGCAACCAGUCAUUUAUUCCAGUGCCUACGACGCCAGCCAGCCCUAUGAAGAAUUGGGGAGGGUUCAGAAUCCCAAAGAAAGGAGAACGGCUUCUUCCGAGUGAGGGACAGGAUACCUGCCAAAAGAAACCACUCUGUGAUCACUUGAGUGUUGACAGGGCACCUCUUAAAGAGAGCACCAGGGCUCACAUAAAGACAGAGACCGAGAAUGAUGGCUAUAUUCCUGAUGCUGAAAUGAGUGACUCUGAGAUGGAAACAAAAGAGAAAAAAUGUCGUCCACAGCGGCUCAGCGCAGGAGCCUCCCUUAACAGGAGAUAUGGAGCGGAUUUUCUCAGGAGAAGUAUCCUGGCCUCUUGAGCAGUAAUGACAGGGAAGGAGGCUUAACUGAAGAGUGGGCAAAAAUGGCCACGUAUACCACUAUCUAACUUUUAAAUGCCCCCCACCUAAAAAAAAAAACAGUGAAGUGUGAACUUCAAUGAGUGCGGCAUCACACGUAUUGUUUUAACAAUUUAGUUGACUCCUCACAUUAUUUCAAAAUCCAAUUCAGCAUAUUUGUUUCUUUUAUGGACUCAAACUGCAUCAGUGGUGGGGGGAGGGUGAAACGACUUAAGACAAGUUGUUUUAAGACUGGACUUGCCAGCACAGUCUUUGUUUUGUAUAUACACUACAUUAUUCUACUGUGCUUUAAUCAAUAGGAUGGUGGUACUACAGGCCAUUUUCAGUGAGACCUUUAAGUGCUUUCUUUAAAUUGAAAGAGUCAAAGCACAAUUCUAAUUAUAAUGGCACUGAAUAGUAUGGUACAAUAAUACCAUACUGCACUGCUGUACCCAGUUACCUUGAAAUUGCCAUGUGGGUAGCUUGUGAGUCUGCUUAUUAUUGGCAUUUCAUAUCCACUAAUUGUAGAGACAUUUCAAAGUUAGGGUUUGCAAGUGAGCCCCUUUGGCGUUGUCUUCGCCUGGUUGCAUACCGCUUAGCAUAUAGAAUUCAUAAAGAAAAGAAAGUGGACUGGGGGAUAUUCCUCUUGAGCCAUCUUCUCUUCAUUGUACUCCCUUGAGCUGGGUCCAUAUAGAAGGACAUAUGGUGUUACAUGGGCCAGUAAGAUAACAUUGAUUUUUAGGGGAAAGCAGGGGUGGGGUGAGGGAGGAACUUACUUAAGGUUUUGCUUUUCAUGUACAGUGCACACGUGUGUAAUAUGAGCUCUUGCCAAAUAAAAAGGGGCAUUAAUCCAAAAACGCAUGGAGAAUUGGCCCCUUUUUGGAAUAUACACUGGUGUAUUAAUGCAAAGAAGCAAUAAUGUCAAAUUAUAUAAAUUUUUUAGCAGUAGCAAUAAAAGGUGAUCCAUGAAGAUAAUGAAUGAUGCAUCA